Molecule: messenger RNA, 22453 nt
Organism: Scylla paramamosain (green mud crab)
Lineage: Eukaryota; Metazoa; Arthropoda; Malacostraca; Decapoda; Portunidae
Product: tripartite motif-containing protein 2-like
Exons: 7
Coding region: 4109-5866 (585 amino acids)
Biological process (GO): proteasome-mediated ubiquitin-dependent protein catabolic process; protein polyubiquitination
Molecular function (GO): zinc ion binding; protein binding; ubiquitin protein ligase activity
Source: RefSeq, a predicted model, not a curated record
GACCCUCGUUCCAGCUACAUCGAGGCGUGGGUCGAGAAGAAGUGAUGUCGUCCACUCUGGUGGAGACGGUCUCCAUUAAUUAUGAGGACUUCAACGAGUCUUUUCUCACCUGCGGCACUUGUUUGUGAGCACAAAGGAGGUCCUCUGCUGUGGCUGCCGCCCUGCAGAAAGUCAGGUGUUGGAGAGACCGAGAGACAUUAACAGAUACACAAAGAAGGGCCCAUUCUUCUCUAAAUUUGCAAGUCAGGUCUUUUAUUAUUAUUAUUAUUAUGUUUUUUUUUUUUAUUUGUCUAAUUCGGUCAAUGUAAUGGAUAUUUGGUUUAAAAGACAAUGUGCAAAUGUAAAGAAAGGCUUGAAUUAGUGUGAUAAUGGAAUCCCUUUAACUUAACAGACAGUUAAGAGCACUGUGCAUUAUAGAGCCAGUUCAAUUUUAUAAUCUGCAAUUCUUUCAACUUAAUGGACAGUCACAGAACACGGUGCAUUGUAGAGACUGAAGAAUGUGACUGUGAUGGCGCUGUAGCUUAUUCACCCACAAAAGGCAACACUGGAAGCCCCCAAACUCAUGCCUGCACAAAUAUUAAGGUAGCCAGUGUUAACAAGCCUGGUUCAUACUGUACUCCUGAAGCUGCCCUAUGUGUGUCUGUGUGUGUGUGUGUAGGGGGUCACAGCAGACAGAGUUGGUGGGUGUAAUGUUGCUGUCUCGCUAAUGUGCCUUAGGGUGUGGGUGUGUGUGUGUGUGUGUGUGUGUGUGUGUGUUGGCAGAGGACAGGAGAGAGGUGACAGGUGCUAAAAUUUGAGUCUGUUAAAGGUGUUUUAUGUCUUGAAGAACAUUGCAGAAUUUUCAGGGGUAUUUUGGGGCUUUUCCAGCAGACAGAACUGAUUUAAAACUAAGCUCUAUAUCUUGUCAAAUCAUGAAGCUUAAGAGAUAUAGCACCACUUUCAUUCUCAAGGCGAGAUUUAUCCAUAGCACAGGAAGCUUUGAAACACUGGUGGGGGAUGAGCAUUGGACGGCCUUGGCAGAGAGGAUGUGUGAUCACUCUAACCCUAAAAUCUGGAGAAAGUACUGGGAUAAGAUUGGGUGGCUUAGGCUGGGAGGGCACAGUUCUUUAUAAUAAUUCCAAGACAACUUAAGAUCUGCCUUGAUUGGAGAAAGUACUGGGAUAGGAUUACAGUUCUUCACUAUAAUUCUUCCUAGACAAGUUAAGUUCUGCCCUUGUUGGAGAAAGUACUGGGGUAGGAUUACAGCUCUUCACUAUAAACAUUCCCAGACAAGUUAAGACCUGUCCGUUUUGGAGAAAGUACCGGGAUAGGUUUGGGCAGCUUGGGCAGGGAGGGCAUGUAUCUUCAUUUAUUCAUCCUCAUAUAAAGUAAAAUUUUCCCUUACUGAAGAAUGCAGUGGGGCAGCAUUAGGUGGCAAGGAAGGUGUGUGUUCACUUUAUCCACAAGUAAGCUCAGAUCUGCCCUUACUGCAGAAAGAACUGUGAGCAGGAUUGGGCAUCAUAGGCAGGGAGGGUGUGUCUUUACCCUGACCAAUCCCUAAGAUCUUAUUGGGGAAAGCACAAGGGGUUGGAUUGGAUGGGUUGGGCAGGAAGGGUUUGUAAAGCUAAGAUCUUACAGUAGGAAGUCCUGGGUGGAUGGGUUGGGCAGGGGUGGUGUGUGUAUCUGUGUUAGCGAGGCUUCAGCGGACGGCCAAACCUCCCUCUUAGAGACUCCACACAGUCAGGGAGGCCGCAGCACCUCCUGAAGGGGUCGGGGCACUCCAUGGCCAGCACUCCACUCACUGCCUCAAGGUGCAAGUUUGGUUCUGGACCAUGGUAGUUUCUUGGUGGGAGAGGUAGCACUCCCUUUUACCCCUGGCUGGUGCUGUGUUGCCUCGCUCUGGCUCUAACUUAGAUUUCUGCUAUUUUUUUCUCUACACUGUUUGGAAUCAUAAAACUCUCUACUCACUUGUUAGGAUUCAGUGUGCAGAUAUUUCUACUCACUCUGAAGACGUUGUUUGUCACUAAGAAUUUCUACUGAUUUGUCAGGAUUCACUAGUGCCAACAUGUCCACUCACUGUCAACACACCAUUCAGAAUUGUCACUAGCUUAACUACUACUCAUUAGGAUUCACUACUGCAAACGUCCAUUUUCCUCAAUACACAGUUUGGAAUUGUCACCACCAAAUCUUGUACUCCCUUCCUCUCUACACUGUUAGUCUGUGAGAACCCCCACCCAUUCAUUAUAUAGUGCCAGGGCUCACCACCACCACCGCCACCACUGCUGCCCUGAGGUGACUGUGCUGGCGUGACAAACAGUAACACACACUAGUCUUAUAGAGGAGAGACAGUUAGUUGUCCUUCUAUUUUUCCCUCAGUUUGUUUUCACUCAGAUCUUCCCCCUUUGUGCAGAAUAAAUCAGUGAAUAAAACCAGUUAGCUUCCUUAAAUUGAUCAUGUUUAGGGAGGAAAAUUCUUUUGUAUUCAGUAUUACUCUCCCUGAAACUGCUUAUCUUCUCAGGUAAAUUAUAAAUGAGAUAGUAAUUGAUUGCUUUAGUAUUUGUAUAGGUCAGCUUGCAUUGUAUAGACAGGUAUUUGCUUGUAUACAUUAGGAAGGUGUUUGCUUGUAUUGUAUGGGUAGGAGUUUGCUUGUAUGCUCCUGAUGUUGCUUGUAGGUGCCUGUGUUUGGCUGACAUGUGUAGCUCUGAAUGGGUGUUUGAGUCACAGGUGCAAGGUAGUGGUGUGGCAUGUUUGUGUGUGUGUGUGGGGAGGUGAAGGAAGUAAGAUAAGAGAGUUUGAUGCAUUGGAAAUGGAAGAGGAGGGCUAAUGGUGUGUUUAGAGUGAAUAGAAGAAGAAAAGAAAGGUUAGUAGUGUAUUGAGUUAAUGGAAGGAGAGGGUUGAAUAGAUAGAAUAAGUAGGAAGGUUAGAGUUUGUUAAGAAGAGAUAGAAGAGCUAAAAAUGGGAGAAUUUGGUGGGUCAGAGAUAAAAAAAAAAAAAGGAUGGUGGUGUUUUGAGAGUAGAUGCAGUGAAUGCAUUAUAAGGCUGGGAAGCAAAGUGUGCAAAGAAAGAAUAGAAAAUAAAAGAAGAAGAGAAAGGCAAACUUUUUAGGUAAAUAAUGUAAAACUGUUGAGAGGAAAUGAAAGAGAUAGAAGAAAUAGUACCAAUAAAAACUCUCCUAAGAAAAAAAAUAUAUAGGAUAGAUAAAUGAAAGUUAUAAUGGUUGAAUAUUAAAAACUCACCACAAAAACUCAUCCAAAUAAGUGAAUGGUAUGAACAUUACUUAAUAAAAACACAAAAAAGAACAAAUUAAUGAGAGUUAGCCAUUCAGACACCAAGAAGAAAGUUUCAUAAUCCAAACACACACAAAAAAGAAUAAUAAUAAUGAGGAUUAGCCAUUUCAAAACACGCAAGCAAAGGUUGUGUCAUCCAAACAACUUAGACCUAAAAAACAUAACAAGUAGAAACACAAAAGAUAAUAGUAAUGGUUAGAUAUUUCAAACAACUCAGAGCUACAAACCUAAUCAAUAAAAGCACAGAUAAAAGAAGUAACAAUGAGGAUUAGCCAUUUCAAAACACACCUAAGAGGAAGUUGUGUAAUUCAAACAAGUCGGAGCUACAAAGAUAACCAAUAGAAACAAAGAAAAUAACAGUAAUGAGGGAUAUCUAUUUCAAAACACACCUGCAAGAAAGUCCACACAUAAAUACUAACAAUGAAGGUUAGCCAUUACAACACACUCCAGGGAAGGUUCAUUAAUCAAGCCAAAGAUCCAAACACUAGCCAAUAAGAACACAAAGAGCAUGCCUAGAGGUCCCGUAGAGUGAGGUUUAGCAGGUUCGCGUACCAGGACGGCAGCAGCAGUGUGGCGGCUGUCCCCACGCUGCCGGCAACACUGCAACACUUGUCACUGUAGUUCUGACAUGGGCAGGCUCCUUCGAUGGGGGGGAGCACACCCCAAAGCUGCUUCACUGCUCCCAUACCGUGUGCCUCCACUGCCUCUCCCGCAUCGUGGCCUCCCAUGCACGCGAGGACGGGACCUUCCGCUGCCCCAUAUGCCGCGAGUCCAUCCGCAUCCCAUCGGGGGGGGUGGCUGCCCUCCCCCCAUCCUUCCUGGUGAAUCAGCUGCUGGACCUCAUGUCACGCCAGCGCCGAGAGGUCAUCCCUAAGUGCUCCACGCAUGCCAAUCAGGAGCUGCUGUUCUGCGAGUCAUGUGACCUGGUGUUCUGUACCCAGUGUAGCAAUGGGUCACACCAGGGCAGCCCCGCCAGCUACCAACACACAGUCAUCCCUCUCUCUAUAGCCAUCAAGCGCAUGUCUGAGAUACUCUGCUACAAGGCCAAUGAAUGCUACUCCAAGCUGAACGAGGCGAGUGAUGCAGUCCGUACGGAGAUGCACCAGCUGGAUCAUGCUGCCGACGCCACCUUUGAGGAGGUGAACCGCGCCUUCCAGGCCAUCGUGGAUGUAAUAGAGCAGCGGCGCGAGGCGGUGGUGGCAAAUGUCAAGAAGAUGCGCGAUGAAAAGAAGAAAGUGUUGCAGGACCAGCUGGACAUCAUCGAGGGGGAGCGGCGCAAGGUGCAGCAGGAAUGUGAGGGGCUGCAGUACCAGGUGGAGGUACGCAACAUCACCAAGAAGAUCGCCCACCUCAACACCAAGAUUGACUCCCUGGCCACACUGGUGGAGCCGCGGGAGAACGCCUUCCUCAAGUUUGAGAACGGGCGGGGGGAGGCAUUCGACCAGGUGCGGGCCACCAUCGAGGACUACGGACGCGUGGCCACCAGUCGCACCUUCCCCAGCCUCUGCUUCAUGAAGGCCAAGAAGGCCAUGACUCACCUGCGCAGCGAGGUGCUGGUCACUGCCGUGGACUAUGAGGGCCAGACGCAACAGGUGGGUGGCGACCCCAUGGAGGCCACGGUCACCUCAGAGGCAGGGGACAAUGUGGAGUGCCAGGUAGAGGACAACCAGGAUGGCACGUACUCUGUGUUCUUCACGCCAGAGCAGGGCGGCAACCACAGCGUGGCAGUGCGGCUGUUCGGCCGGCCGGUGAAGGAGAGCCCCCUCACUGUGGAGGUGCUGGACGAACACAAUCCAGAGACGGUGUAUGGCUCGAGGGGCUCCGGCCGGGACCAGUUCCUGCAGCCUGUUGGCAUCUGUCUGGAUGAGGAGGGCUACCUGUAUGUGGCAGACACCGGCAACUCGCGCAUCAAGGUGCUUAGUCCGCAGCUGAGGGAGGUGCAGCACAUUGUGGGGGAUGCGCUGGAGGGCCGCAGCGUCACGGGCAUCACGCGCACCCCGGCCGGCUCUCUCGUCUUUGUCAACUGGAGGAAACGGACGGUGACGGAGGUGACGUCCUCUGGCCAGCUGCUCUCCCAGUUCACCCAUGACCGCCUGCAGGAGCCCACUGCCCUGGCUGUCAAUGCCCUUGGGGAGAUCCUGGUGGCAGACAAUGCGGCAAACUCCAUCUUUGUCUUCCUGGCCGGGGGGAAACUGGUGCGACACUGGGGCACCAAGGGCACCAAGCCAGGCCAGCUGGGGUCCGUGGCGGCCCUGUGCUGUGGCCCGGACAAUGAAGUGGUGGUGGCUGACUCUAGGAUACAAGUGUUUUCACCUGAAGGGCAGUAUGUACGCACCAUCUUUGAGACGAAAGGCAAAGGACCGAAGGGGACGUAUGGCGGGCUGUUCCUGGACCCCCGAGGGCUGCUGCUAGCCACCCGGCAGGAGCGCAGUCACUCGUGCAUACAGGUAUUUGACUACACACUGGGCACACUCAUAUUCACUAUAGACUCGCGGGAGGCCAAGCUGAAGCGUCCCUCAGGACUCGCUGCCACGCCGGAUGGAUAUGUCAUCAUAGUGGACCUCGGCAAUGACUGUGUCAAGAAAUUCAGGUACAUGUAGGCAGCUGAGGUCAUCACCAGUGUUCCUGCUGCCCAGUUUGCCACACAGGUCACACCCUUGCUCACACCUGCGUCCCCUGCAUCCCCUGUGUCUCUGUUCCCCUUUGCUGGCGUGGCGGUACUGGCAGGCUCAUAUGGCACCCUGGGAGGUGACCCGUUGGUAGUUACCGGCUUGUAUUCCUAAGCACUUCAGCAUCUCAUCCGGACUUGUUUUGACAGGUUCCACUGGGUGUCAUCAGGAUUUUGAAGUGAGGGUUUGACAAGCACUCAGCAUCAUCAGCUGGAAAAAACACUCAGGAGAAUCAGACAAAUCAUCCUACCUUUAAAAACUGUCCUGAUGAGAGAGAAGAGAGCAUUUAAGAAUACAGACCGUUAAAAAACACACCCACUUCCAUACUUCACUCUAGCACUGUCCUGUAGAAUGUGAAGAACCGUAUUAUAGACCGUCAGGCCUAGCAAUCUGAUGACAAAGGGUUCCCAGGGUGUCCAGCCUUGCCCAGAGGUGAAGGAAGGGGAAGUCUCGUCCUCACUGUGGGUUCCGUCAUGUCACCACAGUAAGGGUCCAGCAGGGGGGCUUGGCAGGGGUCAUAAGGGUCUAGGGUCAUCACCAGCACCGGCAUUCCCUGUGUGUUCCUGUGGCUGCCCCUGUGUUGUCGAGCUGUUUCACUGAUACUUGGUUUGUCCCUUAGUGUACACAUUACUGAGACACAUUACCCUCCACUCUCCUUAUUUUGUAGCUUAGAAAAGACAAAAAUUAAUCAGUUUUCUUUUUUUUACUUAUAUAUAGAUCAGUUCAAGUGCUCAGAAAAUACAAAAUCAACCUAUUAUUUUAAUUUCUAAUAUACACUUAGAAAAGACAAAAUUAACCUCCUCUUUUUAAUAUAUAAAUUUUCUAGACUUACACUACAGUCAGAUCCUUAAUUUAGAAAAAACAAAAUUAACUCAUUCUUUUUUUUUUUUUUUUUUUUUUACGCUACAGUCACAGAGAAUUGACCUAUACUCUUUCUCUGUCAAUCCAUUUUCUUCCCAGUGCCCUGAAUCAUAAGGGACAAGUGUGUACCAGUGGAAGGGUCAUUGUUGGGGCAGCCACUCCACAGCAUAAAGACUUGUUCCUAAGGAUAAGCUUGGUUUGGCCUCGCAGGGUCACUCGCUGUUCCGUAGUACCUCUAUUUGCAUCUCAUUCUUAGGUUGUUCGUGCCGUUCCCUCCCGCAGGCUGCACACAGAGAUGUUCACCGACUCGCUGGAAUUGUUAGUUGGUGUGUUGCAGAGAAAGUGAUCUCUGCUUUUGUGUUGUGUUGAUGUCUCUCUCUGUUCAUAGUGCUGGUGUGAAUUUCAUUGCCGUACUUAAGAUUUUAGCUGCGGUACCUCACUGCCUGUAAGUGUUGGAGGAGAGGAAGUACUUAUAACAAAAUGGCCCUUGCAUACUUAAUGAAGAAAUUUGGAAUGUGCGUAACGGUUUCCAUUAAUUUUAAGCUCAAUGUUGUCACUGCCUUUUAAGUAUUCUGCUGCAUUAGGGACAACAGUACUUAACAUGAACUCCAGACACUAAAAUGUACUUAUAAUUUUAAGCCCAGAAUACAUCCACUGCCUCUUGUGUUCAGACAUUGUAGGGAACAGUACUUAACAAACAGUAACACGACCACCACACACUUCCAUGACCUGACUCCAGCUCCCCUCCUCCACCUGGUACUCCUGAACACUUGUGCUACCAGUGCAUCAUGUAGAGGCAAGGCAGGCACAACAUAACACAAUAUACACCCUUAAUACUGUAGUUAAAGAGAAGCAGGCAUAAUAAUAGACUUUUCAUACGCCACAGAGCUCACAUUCACAACAGUUUCCCAGCAAUGAUCAGCACUCCAGCCACUCAGUCAGUCAGCAUUAUAUUAACCUUACAUUACAAACCCCAACAGUCUUCAGUUUUCCAGCAAUGCUCAACACUUAAUCCCAAUGUUAAAGAACCAGGCAUUAUAUUAACCUUACAUUACAUUACAAACCCCCAUAGUCUCCCGAGUUUAGUGUCACUCAAGGUCCUCAUUUGCUCCAUCUGUCAACAAAGGAGAAAGACGUGCGGUGAACAUCUCUGGUGCGGUGUGUGGAUGUGGCAGCAUAACCAACGUAUGUAAGAAUCACUAGCAGAGACUCGCUGAUGUAGAUUACUGCUCAAGUUGUUGCAGACCAGAUAAUACUAGCAGGUUUUUUUGGGAGGGAGGGAGGGAGGGAGAUACACAGGGGGAAGGAGGCUGGGUUGUAAGGGAAGAAGUAGAGGGGUUAGGGAGAUGAGAGAAUGGACUGCAAAAAUGUAGGAAAGGAAAGGAUAAGAUAGAGGAGAUAACUAAAGGAUGUGAAAGAUGAUGUGGAGAUGAAUUGACAAGGUAAAAUAUGAGGAUAAAGAAAGGAGGGAGCAUAAGAAGAGAUGAGAAGACAAAGUAUAAAACAUGUAAAGAGACAGGAUAGAAGGGAGGGAGGAUGGAAAACAAAGUAUGAAAAGAUGAGGAAGGGAAAGAACAAGGAGAAAAAAAAAAAAAGAUAUUAUACCUCCAAAUUCCAAUAUAGACCAAAGCUUUGAAACAAGGACCAUAUCUGUGUGUGUGUGUGUGUGUGUGUGUGUGUGUGUGUGUGUGUGUGUGUGUGUAUCUAUUAGGAGAGGACCAGUGUUCAUAUACGUAAAAGACCAGCGUAAUCAUGUAAACUUAAACGUGUGGAGGGGGUGGACCAUUAGGUGUGUGUACUUAACGUCCAGCAAGGAGAGGAGGACAUCUGCAUAAUCAAAAAGCACUGAGGUUGUGGUGUGUGUGUAUGUGUGUGUGCGUGUCAGGGUGUGUCUUGUGUUGGGCAGAGGUGAUGUGAAGUGUGUGUGUGUGUGUGUGUGUGUGUGUGUGACAUGCGGUUUGUGUAAAAUUACUUUUUUUGAUCUCGACUUUCGUUUUUCCAGUAGGGCAGUUGUGGGUGACUGUGAAUUGGUGUGUUGCUGCUGUUUUCAUGUUUUGCAGGGUUACUGUGAUUGGGAAAUUGAAAAGUUUUCCUGCUGUGUGUGAUUGGAAAGUUGAGAAGUUGCUUUGUUUUCAUGAUUGGUUGAGAAAUUGAGAAGUUUGGAUGUGAUUGGGAUAUUGGGAAGUGUUGCAGGGUUGUCAUGAUGUGGAAAGUUGAAGUUUUGCUUUGCUUUCAUGACUGGCUCCUCUCCCUGGGCUGUCAUGUCUGUCAAACGUAAACAGGGGACAAAUCAAGGAGUCUUUAACUAUCUUGCUGUAAAUAGGGAAGUUUUGCAGUGUGUUCAUGACAUGGUAAACUGAGUUGUUUUGUUUCCAUAACUGGUUUCUCUUGUUGGGAUGUCACGUCUGUCAGGAAAACGUAAACGGGAUAAAUGAGUGUCCCCAGUUUUCGUGACGUAAAUUGACCUCAUGGCUUAUACGCUGAACUCCGAGGCUGUACUACGCAUUAUAUUCUCACCUAGAUGUUAAAAAAAAAAAAAAAAGGCUAGUGGAGGUAAAAGUGUCAGUUUAUUGGAAGUUCACUACAUAUUGCUGUUUUCCGUAUCACCGCAUUGCCAUUUUUCUAUAACCUCACAUUCCUUUUUUUGUACUUUUGUAGGCUCAGCACGUAGGUAUGAUUCUACAAUGCUCGUAUAACGCUACACUCAGUCAGACAGUCACUGCAGCAUUCUGGACAUCACAUUCCUUCGUUUUAUUAUGACGUGUAAAUGUCUGUGUGUUAUCAAGACUACACACACACACACACACACACACACACACACACACACACACACACACACACACACACACACACACACACACACACACACACACCCAUAAUAGUGUCCCAAGCACAGCCAACUCAUCUCUUACAUUCUCAGGUCAGAAAAGUGUCCAUCCCAAGACAUGCUCACGGCCACACAGAGCAGGGCAUCCAGGGGCAUUGUUGGGGUAGGAGGAGUAAAACAGAAAUGAGGAAACUGAGCAGGGAGAGUGAGGAAGAGUUAACAUAGAGAAAGAGUUAAGUGAAGGAUAAUGUAGAAACAAGAUGUGUGAUAAAGUACUAUGUUAAAGAAUAGAGUGAUGAUUAGAUAUACAAGGAGAUCAGUAGAUUAUAAAAAGAUGUGAUUGAAGGAAAGAGAAAUUUGAUACGUCAGCUGCUGGGAAAGUUAUAAAUGAGGAAAUAGUGCAAGUCAAGUGCCACAGGAGUUAAGUAGAUCAUCAGCAACCAGGAAAAUUAAGGAAAAUGAGGGAAAAGACCAAUACACACCAGAAAAAUUAUGAUAGCUGGCAAGAAAGAUGAAAACACAAUACUCACACACACACACACACACACACACACACACACACACACACACACAGACACACAUCAUCUCCUCAGAGCAAAUGUGUGUCUAUUUUAUGCACCAGAUUUCAAGUAAACGAUGAAUAUUUGCACCUACUUGAGUGUCUUAGUGUGAACAGAAUAUACUUAUUGGGAGAUAAACAAGGAGGGAGAGAGAGAGAGAGAGAGAGAGAGAGAGAGAGAGAGAGAGAGAGAGAGAGAGAGAGAGAGAGAGAGAGAGAGAGACUGGGAAUAGUAGGGAGAAAAAAGAGAGAGUUGAAAUUGUACAGGGGUUUUCAGGCUAAGUUAUAUAGAGAAAUGUAUGUUUAUGUUGUACUUAUUAAAACCAAUCACUUGGGAUGGGUUGGUAUAAUAUUGGGCUCAGGAUAGAGAGAGAGAGAGGGUAACAACUGUACAGGGGUCAUCAGGAGAGGUUACAUAGAGUAGUGGUGUUUGUUUACGUUGAUGUACUUAUUAAUUAAAACUGAUUUGUUAGGUUGGCUUGGUAUAGGAUGACUGAUGUAUGUUUAGAAUGUAUUGAAAUUGAUUGGGUUGGGUUGGUAUUACAUAAGGGUCAGGAUAGCUGGGUACGUUAAGAAUGUUGAUGUACGUAUUUAAGUUUCUUGGGUUGGGUUGGCAUUACGUUGGGUUCAGGAUAUAUGGUAACAAGGAACUGGGUGUUAUAUACGUACUUGUGAAUUGUAAUUAUUGUACUUAUGCCAUUCGUUUCUUGGUAUUAGGAUUAAAAGAACAGUUACCUGAAAAAAAAGUACAUAAGUUUAACCAAAGAGUAAGGAGAAAUUCAUGACGUCUUUUUGUAAAGGGAUGAGGAGAUGAGAGAUGCAGUAGUGAUAUGUAUGAAUGUACUUGUGACAGAAACUAAUGGGUGAAAGUUCAAGUAAGCAUUGUGUGAGUCAAGGUGAAUAAGUGGUUAGAGGGUGGUUCAAAGUUAUGUAGAGCUAGUUUUGAAGUACGCAUUACACACUUAAUGUACUUUGAUAAAUUAGUGGAAUUUUUGAGUUUUAGCAUUACAAGAGUUGAAGUGAACAAGAAACAGAUUGCAGGAUUAAUGAAGGGAACAAUUUAAAGUUACUCAGAGCCUGUUUUGAAUUACGCUUUAUGAAUUCAGUGUACUUACGACAAAUUAACAGGUGAAUUUUUUUUUUUAGUUUUAGCAUUGCAAGAGUUGAACAAGAAAAAGAUUGCAGGAUUAAAGAGGAGAACAAUUCAAAUUUACCUAGAGCUAAGUUUGAAAUACACAUUAUGAACUCGGUGACAAAUUAACAGGUGAAUUCUUUUGAGUCUUAGCACUGCAAGAGUUGAGAUGAGAAAAGACACAUCAGAGGAUUAUAAAACAAGACAACAGAGAGUCAUUUAGAGCCAGUUUCAGACCAGUACACAUGUCCUCAACGUACUUAUGGCAAAUUAACAUGUGAUUUUUUUUUUUUUGGGGGGGGGGUGGAUUAGCAUCGCAUGAGUUAGGGUGAAGAAGAAAAAAAAUUACGGACAAUUCCAAAGAUGUAUAGAUACAAAUUGAAACUCUGAAUUGUGCCGUCACUAUACUUGUGAGAAAUCAACAAGUGAAUACUUAUAUUUUAGUAUCACACGAGAGUAAAAAAAAAAAAAGAUAAAUGGAAUAGGCUGGCAUUUCAAGAUUACGUAUAUCUUAUUUCAAAACGGGCAGUACAAGUUACUACGACGUCUAAAAUCAAGGUGACGUAAACUAACUUAACCUAACCUAAUUGGCUUUGGCCGUUCAUCUCAGGAGGCUUGGUGUACCUUAGUGAGUGGUUAGGCAAGGGGGAGGGGUAGUAGAGUGGUGUGGUAGUGAUGGCGGUAGUGGUAGUGAUAGUAAUAGUAGUAAGGGUCAUGUUAAUUUAAGCCUGGGUGGAAAAAAAGUAGUUAACAUUUUAAGGGAGUGCAUAGUAGUAGUAACAGUAGUAGUAGUGAUGUUUGUAGUGAUAAUAGUAUAACUAGUAACAUUUCCUAUAGUAGUAGUAGUUGUUAUUUUAGUAAUCUUCCCAAUAGUAGUAGCCAUAGUAGUUUGAAAAGUACCCUGUGAAUAAAGAAAAAAAAAAUCGUUACUUUACCUACUACAUAAUAACUACAUAAACAAACCCUCUUCCCUGAGACUACAUAGACCACUCCUCAGCAGACAUACCAAUCAGUGCAAAGUACGUUUUAGCUAGUUAGUCCUGUAGACUCGUGGCCGCGGUACCUGUAGGAGGCAUAGAGGAGGCAUAGGAGACUUGAAAUACAAUAAGAUACAUAAAAGGCAUUCUUGUUGCUGAGUUUUCAAUUUAGAAAGUCUUGCGUUUUGUUGCUGCUGCUGGUGUUGUGUUUAGAGUGUUCUGUAGUGUGUGUAUGUGUGAAUGUGUUUGGUGUAGGGAGGUGUGUAUCUGUGUGUUCAUGAUAACUCACACUUGUUACAUUGACAGACGUAAUGAUGGACAACAUAACCAGGAAUGUAUUCUCAAGACAUUUCUCAAAUUUUAGACUCCUUUUGUCUCUCCCCUCACUUUUUCUUCUUUUUAUUUUCUUUAAUGGACUGGCACCUCAAUGGGCUUUUCUUGGCCUUGACCAGUACUCCUCUGGCAUAACAAACUAACGAUAGUGAAAUAUAUCACUCUCAGGUUCUCAUCUCGACUAACUUCAACGGGCUGUGAUGGAUGUUGUCAGGGCAUGCAUGGGUGAUAAUGUAUUGUGAAAGGCCUUCGUAGUGACGUAUUAGCUGUCAAGGGUCUUCAUAGUGAAUGUUGUGAGGAUUUCCAAGGGUUUUCAUGAUUGCAGUGGUUAUUUAACAAGGGCUGUGCAUCAUUGAAGGGAAGAACACCCAUGACAACCUGACCAGUCAUUGCUAUGCUCUGGAAGUAGUUAGUGUGAGAACAAAAGCUUUCAUUAAUGACUCUUACUUCACUACAACUACAGGUCCCAUAAAGCAUACAUACAUACAUACAUACAGGACAUUACAAGCUUCACUGAAUCCUGUAAAAAUAAUAAUAGAUGAAAUAGGUAAAAUACAUACAAACAUACACCCCUCACUAAGCACACACACACACACACACCUAAAAGAGAGAGAGAGAGAGAGAGAGAGAGAGAGAGAGAGAGAGAGAGAGAGAGAGAGAGAGAGAGAGAGAGAGAGAGAGAGAGAGAGAGACCAACCAGCAGCUUUAAUAGGAUAAGGGUGAAAAAAAAAAAGGCAUCAAACAUUCAUUUAUCCAAGAGGUUACUGAAAAAAAAUACCCAACAGUGCAUAGUGGAGAUACACUUGCACAAAUGAGGUGUAACCCACACAGACACAGGCAAUGAUGUUCCUGAAUGUAAAGAGAGAGAGAGGGAGCGGAGGUGUGGUGUGAAUGAGGCAUGGAGCGUGUGGGGAAGGUGAAGGAGGAGUGAUUGGGAGAGUUUACUUGAGUUUGGUUAAGUUGUUGGGUCCUUUGUGCUCCUCUGGGCCUUGUUCAGUGUGUUAGGCAAAGGAGGAGUGAUGGGAAGAGUUUACUUGAGUUUGGCUAAGUUGUUGGGUACUUUAUGUUCCUCGUGAAUUGAUAGACAAAGCAUAUUACUGACUCUUGCGCCUUUUUACUCGUGUACAUCAGUAAAAGACGCCAAGAAGAUAAGACUGCAAGAGGGUGAAGAAUUGAAAAGGUGUAAGACAAAGAAACUCUAGAAAAGAUUGUGUUCUGAAGAGAGUGAAUAGAUAGACAAAGCAUAUUACUGACUCCUGCACCUUGCUAAUAUACAUAUGUUAAAAAAAAAAAAAAAAGGAGCUAUGAAUUGAAAAAAAAACAUAAGGUAAAGAAACCCAAGAAAAGAUUGCAUGUAAGUUUUGAAGAGAGCGGACAGAUAGCGUAUUACUGAUUUCUGCACCUUGCAAACAUAUAUAUACCAUUAAAAAACACCAAUAAGAGUGCUGAGAGUUGAAAAGAUGCAAAACAAAAUGAAACGCAAGAAAAGAUUAUGUGUGAGUUUCCAAGAGAGCGAACAGAUAGACAAAGCAUAUUACUCUUACGCCUUGUUGCUGUAGUACACAUACCAGGAGCCCUAUAAAGAAUUCCUGGUACUAAUAUUAUAAACGUACUACUUCCCAGAUCACCUUCACUUAUCACCUGCUGUAUAUUUUGGCCAUGACGUAUAGUGGCCCCUAACAUUUCGUAUUGUCACUAAGUUGUUUUUAGCAUUAAGGUUAUGUGUGGCUUCGUUUUUUUCUCUCUAUUUAUUUUCUUUCCCACCUAAGUGUGUCUAGCUUGCUGCUUUAUAUUUAUGGGCAUAUGAUUGGUGUACAGUAGUAUUUUUGUAUGUUUUAUUGUGUUUUUUGCAUUGUUUUUAUUCCUGUAGGUGUUGAUGAGGAUGGGGUUUGUGCACGGCUUGGUCACUGGUGUGUUGGUGUGCAGUUCACAGGUGGUGUGGUGUUGUGUGGUGUUGUUAGACUCACUAGAGGCUCGGUUUGUCUGGUUCUUGUGUUUAUGUGUUCUUAGUACCUUUUUAUUCUCUUCCUGUGAGCUUUUUUUACUGUCAAUACUUCAUUUUGUAUUUUUGUAUUUUUGUAUCUACUAUUUUUUUUGUCUUCCUCUCCUCCCAAUUUUUUUUUUUUAUCAUCAGUGCUUUGUUUUGUAUGAUUUUGUAUUUCUUUUACAUACUUUAAGUUUUUUUAUACCGUCAGUGCUUUCUUUUAUAUUUUUUGUAUUUUCUUACGUACUCUUAAUUUUUUUUUCACAUUUGCUUUCGUUUUUGUUUUUGUUUUACUUUUUAUUUUUUGUGUCUGUGUUUACCAGUUGCUUUCUUUUUUAUGUAGGUGUUAGCAGUGUUAGGUUUUGCUGUGUUUUUCUUAAGUACUUUAUAUCAGUUUUGUAAAUGGAGAAUAUGGUGAGCUUUUUUUUUUUUUUUUUUUAUGGUUAGAUUUACAAUUUUUUUAAUGUUUUCUUCUUAGUGAUUUUAUAAGUUUACACUUUUUAUUUUACAUCCUUUUUCCAUAUUCAUUUCAGCAUAUUUAUGUUAUCUGCUUCAUCCUUAUUUAUUUCUGAUUUCAUUCAACAAUGUUUUUGUUUCUUUUCAUUUUCCCAGCAGUUAUCAUAAAUUCAUUCCUUUCCUUUAUUUUUAUUCAUUUUUAUUCAUAGAUUUUUCCAUAUUCAUCUGUCUUAAUUUUCCAUUUACACCAUUUUCUCCAUUUUUAUUUAUUAAACUUUGUUUAUUGUUUUCAUCCUUAGUGCACACCUUUCCUUUAUUUCAUUAUUUUUUUAUAUAUAGAUUUUUCUGUAUUGAAUCUUAGUCUUUAUUUUUAGCUUAUGUUAUAUCCAUUCUUAUUUAUUUUCAUCCCAAUCUUAAUUCUCGAGUUACAUUAUUUCUCAUUCUUAUUUAUUUUCAUCUUAGUCCUACUUUCCCAGUUACUUUAUUUCUCAUUCUUAUUUAUUUUUCACGUAGCUUUCAUUUCCCAGUUACAUUAUUCCUCAUUCUUAUUUAUUUAUUUUUUUCUGUCUUAAUUUCCCACCUGGUAUCUCCAUUCCUAUCUUUCUUUUUUUUUUUUGUCGCAAUUUCUCAUUCUGAUUUAUUUUCAUUUCACUCUUAAUUUCCCACUUGAUAUCUCAAUUCUUAUAUCUAUAUAUAUAUAUAUUUUUUUAUUUAUUUAUAUUUCUUCUCACAGCCAUGUUCCUCAUGUGACUCAAUUGAUGUACGAUAAUAGCACGUACCGUUGUGUUGCCAUAGAGAGGCGAGGCCGCUGGGCAGGUCACUCCUUGAUAUCGAAUCUCACCUCAGAACUCAACCUUGCCUUAUCCAGAAUUCAUUAAAAUGUUUUUUUUUUCUUUUUCUUUUGUUUUUUUGUUAUCCUUGUUUUUUUUUUUUUUUCUUCCUUCCUUUUCUUCUAUUUUUUCUUUUUUCCUCUUCAUCUUCACCCUCAUCUUCAUCUUCAUCAUCAUCUUUUACCUUUUUUUCCCUUUCUAGUCUUUCCAUCCAUAACAUACUAGUUCUAAUAAUAACCUCUUCGAAAUGGGGAAGAUGGCAUACUAUUAUUAUCACUAUUAUUACCUUUAUUAUUACCAAUGCUAGUUCCCUCUAUAAUCACAUGUUGUAUGGGUUGUAUUUUUGCCUUCCUCUAUUGUAUACUCAGCCAUCUAUCACUUGACAUAGAGAAGCGUGCCAAAGAUUUAUUGCACAUACUAUUUUAUACCUUUGUGUGUAUUUGUAUGUGUGUGUGUGUGUGUGUUUUAGUUUGUCUGUCUGUCUGUCUGGUCACAUCACUGCAUAUUCCAUCAGAGAGAGAGAGAGAGAGAGAGAGAGAGAGUUUAAGCAUUAUCUUCUAAAACCUCAAUGUACUGUACUUUACUGUUUUAAAAUGUCACUCAUGAAUUAGUUUAUACAAUAUACAUGUAGGAAAUAGGUGAAUAGAAGGUAAAUAGCACCAACUCAAUUAUUUACUCAUUCACCCACACCAUUUUUUUCUAUGAUUCUUUGUUCUCUCAUCUCUCUCUUUUUUCCCUUCACUCGCUUGUUCUUUUCUUUCCUUUGCUUCCUCAUCUCCUUUUCUCACUCACUCUCACUCUCUUACUCCUUUCCUGCCUUCUUUCUUUUUCUUCUUUCCUUUCUUCUUUCCCUAUCUCCUUUCAUCACUCACUCACCCACUUUCUAAAUACUCCCUCUUCCCUUGACAUAUUCACUCCAUCACUCACUUCAACAUGGCCUCUCACUCACUCACCAAUACAAACAUUCUCUUUUGCACUUAGUCACUCCUCACUCACACACACACACUGCCUCACUCACUCACUCACUCACUCGCAUUUCUAUCACGUUCUGUCUCCAUCAGCCCAGAAACACAGUUCAUAAAUGACAAAUUGUUGUUGUUAUUGUUGUUGUUGUGGCUAUAUACACUCGCUUCCUUCCAUGCACUCAGUGAAUGAUAUCAAAUGUAUGUGUAUAUGUGUGUUUGAGAGAGAGAGAGAGAGAGAGAGAGAGAGAGAGAGGAGUUUGAUGAAUUCUUAAAUAUUGAGUAAUGAAUUGUGUGGUUGAUAGGAAGAGGAAAGGAAGAAAAGAAUAAGAAAGAAAAUAUAGAAAGAAGAAUAAGAGGAAGAGGGAAGGGAAAGAGAUAGAAUAAGAGGAAAAAGGAAAGGAAGAAAGAAUGCAAAGAAAAGGAAAGGAAGAAAAAUAAGAAAGAAAAUAUAGAAAUAGAAGAAUAAGAGGAAGAGGGAAGGGAAAGAGAUAAAAUAAGAGGAAAAGGAAAGGAAGAAAGAAUACAAAAAAGAGGAAAGGAAGAAAAAAUGAAAAAAAUAUAGAAAGAAGAAUGAAAGGAAGAGGAAAGGGAGAAAGAUAGAAUAAGAGGAAAAGGAAGCAGAGGAAGGAAUAAUAGGCAAGUGUUGUCUUUGGAGGGACUUUGGAAUGUGGGGAGAGGAGGAGGAGUUAGGAGAACAGGUAGACAGGAGUGUGAAAGAGUGUUUAGGUAUAGAUGAAAAGAAAGAAGAGGAGAAAGAGGAAGGAUCAGGAAAAAAAUAGACAAUUAGGAAAGUGGAGGAAAGAAGCUGAGGAGGACAGGGAUGAGAAAAGAGAAAGAGGCAGAAGAGGAGGAAGGAAUGAUAUGAAAAGUGUUCUCUGGCAGGAUCUUACGCACUGAAUAUAUGAGAUAAGGCAUUUCGCAGGUGAAUGAGGAAUAUGACUACGACGGGAAUAAACUAUGAUAUGAAUGCGAAAAAAAUAUGAGCUUUUGAGUGAGUUUGCCACUGUGUCUGUAAGCAAUAGAGGCUGUUUCUGUUGCACCAAAGGAAAGAAUGAUUACAAGUGGUUUAGCAGUUUAGCAGUUAGUGUGAGGAAUGGUCUACAUUUAACAAUCAAACAAGACGUAAUAAAAAAGUUUGACUAUAAAUAUAACAAAAUAGAGACAGGAAAGUUAACAGCCAAGCAAGGACUGAUAAGGAGUGCCUUGUAUGUGGGUUUUGUAGUCAGCACAAGAAACAGACUAGACAUUUCACGACUGAAUAAGAAAUACCAAAAACAUGUGAUCUGUUGAGUCAGUCCAGUGCGUGAGAAAGAGACUGCUUAUUUCACAGCCAAACAAGGAAAUGAUAAAGUGCAUCUUUUAUCAUAGUCUUUUUGUGGUUAGUGUGUGAAAAAAACAUUAUUUCACAGCUGAACAAGAAAUACUAAAAAAAAAAAUGUGAUCUUUUGAGCCAAUUUUUGCUAUAAAUGUGAGAAAAGAGGCUGGUUCUUUCACACCCAAGGAAGGAAUUAUAAAAGAGUGUGAGAAACAAACUGUAUUUCACAACCAAAGAAUACUGAAAAAAAAGACUGAAUUUUCACUAUUAAAUGAGAAAAGACACAAGGCAAAGCAAAGAAUGGUAAUAAGUACCUUGUAUGUGAGUCUUUUCUCCGGUUAGCAUGAAAGACAACCCAGAUAUUUCACAACAAGGAGCUACAGAGUGAAAGAAACAUAGGAGUAAUUUUCUCCAUACUUUAACUUCCUGUCAGUGUGUGCUUGCAGGGGUGGGGCACAGGAGAGCUGCACCACUGCCUAGUAAAAGCUGCCUCACCUGACUGUGUUUGGUGCAGCUUCUGGCGGGCACAUGUCUAAACAGCAAGCUUUUGGUGUAAUGUAUCUGUGUGUGUCAAGAAAACAUAUCCUCAAUUUUGUGUCAGUGGUAACUUGUGCAUCGCUUUGGAGGGAGGGAGGGAGUGUAGAGAGAUGCUGAUGGAAGGAAGGUAGGAAGGUAAGAAGGAAGGAAAGGUUGUGUGGUUAAGGUAGAGGCUGUAAUGCUUUUAAAGAUAGAAGGAGGGAAGGAAGGAUGUUUUGACCAAGGUGAAAACUAGUAUUUUGUGAAGGAAAGGGAAGGAAGGAAGGAAGGAAGGAAGAGCUUGAAGGUUGAGAUAAAAGCUGUAAUAUUUAAAAGGAAGGAAGAAAGGAGCUUGAUGUAGAAACUGUGAUGUUUGUUGAUAAGAAAAUAAGGAAAAAAUUGAGGAAAGAAGAUACACAUAGAUUAAAAUGCAAACUAAGAAAGUAAAGGAAGUAAAAUAAGAGAGAGAGAGAGAGAGAGAGAGAGAGAGAGAGAGAGAGAGAGAGAGAGAGAGAGAGAGAGAGAAGGACAUUAUAACAAACAGCAUCAGAGCAAAUGAACGCCAGAAAUGCUAUAUCUAUACCUACUGCCAUAAGUAAGAAGCAAACUACGUAGUGAUACCAUAACAAAAACAGUGAUAGAUAUAACUAAGAACUGUUCAUAUGCAUAACUAGCUUACAGUUGAUAGAGGAGGUAAUAAUAACUAAUCAUACUGCCAUUGAUAACUAUAGCACACCUUGUAUCCUCCAUUUUUGUGCCCAUAAGGUGAAUUACAGACACCAUAAUGUUACAUAUCGGAAGUUUUGUGUUUUGUGUCGGCUGAGUGUGAAUGAGAGGAAGGAACUGGUGAAGGGGAAGAGAGGAGAACAGUACAAGAGUGAGAAAUAAAGGAAUGGGGAGAGUUUUGAUUGUAAGGAAAUAUAAGAGGGAAAGCUAAUUAAUGAGGGUAAAAAAAAAUAAAGUAGCGGUUAUUGGAAGGAAGAAAUUGGAAGGGUGAAAAGGGGGAGAAAUUAGAAGAAAGGGUGAUGAAGGUGAUGAAAGAGAGAAAGGAAAUUAGAGAACAAGAUUGAAAUGAAAAUAAGAAAAAGGGAAAGAAAUUGAAAGUAUAUCAGAGAUAGAUUAGAAAAAAAAAGUGUGAAAUGAAAAAAAAAUAAUAGAAGAUAUUAAAGAGUAGCAAAAUUUGGAAAAAAGUGAAGGGAAAUAAAGUAAAAUAAAAUGAAAAGAUAAAUGAAGAAAUAAAAAAAGAGAGGAAACAAAUAAAAAGAAUAGAAAGAAAGAACAAAUUAAGUAAAUAAAAUGAAAGAGAACCAUGAAGAUGAAGAUACAAUAAAUACAUGAAAAUAAUGAUGAAAGGAAAAGAAGAUGAAGAUUAGUCAUAAUGUUCCACCAAUAAAUAAAGAUAAUAACAAAAGGGAAAGAUAAUGAAGAAGGUUGGUAGCAAUGUUUGGCCACCACUCUUCCUCAGCCUGUUGUUGCAUCUUGUCUGUAGAUGAGAUUCAGAGAGUUUACAGAUGGCGAAUCAUAGAGUAAGUUUUAAUAGAUAGCUAGUUAGUAAAAGUAAUGCAUUUUUCUCCAUUAUAUCAUGUGCAGAGUUUCAUUGGUGUGUGUGUGUGUUUUGUCGGACAGUUUAAGAACAUAACAAAAAAGGGAAGUUGCAAGAAGCCAUCAGGCCUACGUGUGGCAGUCCCUGUAUUUUAUCUACACACACACAUACACACACACAUACAUACACACACACACACACACACACACACACACACACACACACACACACACACACACACACACACACACACACACACACACACCAUGCUAUAUAGAUAAUAAAAUCAAGGUUUCAAAUAGAUGGAGAGAAAUGUAAUAUAAAAAUUCUAACUGACUUCACCACCACCACCACCACCAUGCAUUAGGCACAUCACAGUAAUAACACACCACAGUUCACCACCACACCAGGAAUCUCUCUCAGCAUCACCACACUGUUUGUCAUCACCAUUGCAAUUACGUUCUGUGUGUGUGUGAGUGCAUCUACAUCCCCACCAUCUAUCAUUAUCAAUCACUCGUGGUGGUCUAUUAUUAUUAUUAUUAUUAUUAUUAUUAUUAUUAUUAUUAUUAUUAUUAUUAUCAUCAUCAUUAUCAUUAUUAUUAUUAUUAUUAUUAUUGGUGUUGUUUCUGCAUAUCACUUGUAUUUCUAGGGAGUGUCACGUGUGGAUUUUUACGUACAAUAAUUCUGUGUCUUAAAUAUCUUUGUAUCUUAUCUUGGCUAUUUUCAACAGCGUCUGGAUAUUGGGGUUUUCACGGGUGUUUUCUUCAUUCCUGCGACAGUUUAACAGGCCGCAGUGGAAGUUAUUGGGGUUUUCAAGAGGGUUUUCGUGAUUCUGGUGAUAGGAGAAAUAUAUGCCGUGCUAUCAGCCUCAAAAAACACCCAUGAAAAUUAUACUAAUUAUCUCUGUGGCCAUGGAAAAUAGCCCGGAUGAGAGAGCGCAGGGUUUCAAAAUACAAACCAAGCCUAACACAACAUUCAUUCCCAUUACUGCUCAUUCACUUUUCCCAAACAGUCACCUCUUCAUUGCCACGUUGUCUCCUAUGCAUUCCAGAGUUAUACAGUUUGAUGCAUCUAUAUAGUGUUUUUGUUUAAUGUUUCGUGUUUUUCAUCUUGUGUUUGCGUUUUCCAUUGUUUUCUGUGUUGCGUCUCAGAGUGUUACCGGAUGAGCAACAAAUACAUGGCAGUUUCAUUAAGUGUUAGAAGAAUAGGUAGACAGGAGUGUGAAGCAGUUUUAGGUGUGGGAAAGAAGAGAAAGAAGAAUUGGGAGAAAAGAUAGGAAAGUGCAGGAAAGAAGCAGAGGAGAACGAGGAUGAGAAGAGAGAAAGAGUUAGGAGGGAAAAGUUAUAUAUGGAGGUGAAAAAGGGAUGUAAUGAAAAUAGGUAAGGGAAAAGAAAAGAAGCUAGAAGAAAAGGAAAAGUGGGAUGAAAAGUAGAAAAAAGAUGAAAGAUGGAGAUAAACCAAUGGAAAUACAGAAAGGAAAAAAAAAAAAAAAACAAGACUAGAAAAGAAAGAAAAUAAUAUAAAGAAAAAGGAAGAAAAUAUUGAUAGGAAAGUUAAUGUAGGCUGUAACACAAAACUAUAAUCUAUAUUAUUCAAUUAUUUUACCAGGCAAAGAAUCCAAAUGCAAAAAAAGGCAACCAGAUCCCACUAAAAGAUGUAGAUCCUAAUGAAAGCUACCAGAUCGUAUUAAAAGCUAUUAGAUCCUAUUAGAAAUUACCUGAGCUUAGUAAAUGGUGCCAGAUCUUAAUAGCUACCAUAUCCUAUAAAAUGUUACCAGAUCCUACUUAAAGUUACCAAAUCCUAUUAAAAACUACUAUAAGCUACAAUAGGAGAUGGUGAGAAGUCGUUCCUAUAAUUUUCAUGUUCUAUCAUUCCUUUAUAUUUUGUAUUCUUUUAUUUGUUUUAUAGUUUUAUUUAUUCAUUGAUCUCCACUCGCUAAAAGAAGAAGAAGAAAAAAAAGCAUUCCCUAAGCAUUUAAAUUCAGAACGAUUGGAAAACAAUGAUGGUGGAUAUGUAUUUAUAUUGAAGAAAGAGAAAAAAAAAGUAAAAGAUAAAAUAUAUACCUUCAUCUAUAAGUGAAAAGUUGUAUUUGCUAUUGAUGAACUAAAUAACGAGUGAUAAAAUGAAGAAAUGUUAGAAGAAAUGGAUAAAUGAGAGAGAGAGAGAGAGAGAGAGAGAGAGAGAGAGAGAGAGAGAGAGAGAGAGAGAGAGAGAGAGAGA